This is a messenger RNA of Geodia barretti, 3181 nucleotides long. NCBI's taxonomy places the organism in Eukaryota, Metazoa, Porifera, Demospongiae, Tetractinellida, Geodiidae. The record is from the annotation of a GenBank genome assembly.
GGCCUUACUGGCUCACACAAUGGACACCAGAUACGCACCGAUUUCAUUCUGACCAAAAAAGCCAACCCGGGUGACAGAUUCUCUGUGUACAUUGAGGCUGUAGCUAGCGACAUGUUUGGUGCGGGUGCCAAGGGCAUGAUAAAUCCACCCGACCCCUCUCGUUACUACUCAAUCACAAUGGCAGAACUUGCAGUUUUUGAUAGAGAUGUUUAUGCUCUCCUGAUGGACCUGACUGUCAUCUAUGACAGUGCAAAGCAUCUUCCGGAAGGUUCUGAGAGAGCCUAUCAUGCUCUCCAUACUGCCAACCACAUUGUCAAUGCUUGUGAGCCCUUCAAGAAGUCAACUUUCCCCCUGUGUCGAGCUAUUGCCAGAGAGUUUCUGAGUGAGAGGAACGGAGAGUCACAGCACACUAUUCAUGCCAUGGGCCACUGCCAUAUCGACUCGGCUUGGCUCUGGCCUUAUUCUGAGACCAUAAGAAAGUGUGGUCGUAGCUGGUCCUCUGUACUUAGACUGAUGGACGAGCAUCCUUCAUUCACAUUUGUGUGCUCACAGGCCCAGCAAUUUGAAUGGGUCAAGUCAAACUACCCAGUUCUCUAUGAGCGAAUCCUCCUCAAAGCUAAGUCAGGCCAGUUUAUUCCAGUCGGUGGAACCUGGAUAGAAAUGGAUGGGAAUAUCCCAAGUGGUGAGUCGUUUGUGCGGCAGUUUCUGCUGGGCCAAAAGUUCUUCAAGGAAGAAUUCGGCCACUACUGCAGUGAAUUCUGGCUACCAGAUACGUUUGGCUACUCGGCUCAACUGCCUCAGAUCAUGGUUGGCUCUGGCAUCAACUACUUCCUCUCUCAGAAACUGAGUUGGAGCCUCACCAACAAGUUCCCUCACCACACGUUUCUAUGGGAAGGCAUUGACGGAACUUGUUGUCUGGCGCACUUCCCACCCGCAGAUACCUAUGAAUCUUGUGCAGAUGUGAAAGAUGUCUUGAAGACUGUGUCUCAGUUUAGAGACAAGGGAAGGAGUAGGCAGAGCAUCCUCCUUUAUGGACAUGGAGACGGCGGAGGAGGACCAACGGAGGACAUGCUGCAGAAUUUGAAGAGAAUGGAGGAUGUAGAUGGACUACCAAAGGUGCUAAUGUCCAGUCCCCAGCAGUUUUUCAGUAGCUUAACGAGUGAAAAGGACAGGCUGUGCAAAUGGGUUGGUGAGCUCUAUCUGGAGUUACAUCGUGGCACAUACACUACACAAGCUAAGGUAAUCUAUUCUACUGUAUACCCCCAAAAUUGGUGGUUUAGCAGAUACACUUUGUAUGCGUGAGCAUAAUAUUUUUACACACAAUAAUGACGGUGUGAUGACCACCAAAUUAACCACCUGUCGAGGCAAAUCUGCCAAAAUGGCCACCAGUUAAAAUCCAACAAGUCACUAGUGCAAAUUGUCUUUGAAAUCUCUACAUAUGAAGCUAAAACUCGAGAACCGGAGAGGAGAGUUUCUGUUUCAUGAUGUGGACUUCAUGUGUGCAAUUGAUUACGUCUUAAACCGAGGUGUUGAGUCUGCCAAGUCCACUCGAGACCGUCUCCGUCCUCUGUGGAAGAAGUUUCUGCUCAACCAAUUCCACGACGUUCUUCCUGGUAGCUGUAUUGAGCAGGUUGUGAAAGAUUCACUUGCCUACUAUAAAGAGAUAAAAGAUGGAGCGAAUUCUGUAUUAAGGUCUAAGCUCGAUGCCGUAAUUAACAAGGUAUGGAAGAAUCGAGAUCACGAUCAGAUGGGAGAAACUUGUCUAGUAGUCAACUCAUUUGGUUGGGAGAAGCGAGAAAUUGUUAGCCUUCCACAGCAGCUUGCCCAGGAACCUGAGGCCAAGAAAGCCAAGUUAAACGGCGCACAGAUUCUGCAGGUCCAAACCCAGAUAGCCUUGGUUGAUUGUGUUCCUUUUGGGUUUCAAGCCCUGGAGAUCUGCCAGCCACAGGCUCCAGUCACACUCGCUGAGGGGCCAGAUGGGGAUAUAAUCAUACUGGAAAAUGUGCACCUGAGAGCCACACUGAAGACUGGAGUCCUAACUUCACUUGUACUCAAACACAGCGGAACUGAGAGGGAAUCAAUUGCACCAAAGUCUAGUGGGAGUAAGUUUGUGAUGUUUGACGAUGUGCCUCUGUUCUGGGACGCAUGGGAUGUGAUGGAGUACCAUCUGGAGACCCGAGAGCCACUGUCAGUGCCCGGUGGAGGUGUGAGUGUUCUAGAACGUGGUCCUCUCAGAGCCUCUGUCCAGGUGAAGGUUCCCAUCAGUUCACACAGUCACAUCUUGCAGCAGAUCAUUCUGGAUGCCGACUGUCCGUACCUACGAUUUGAGACCACUGUUGAGUGGCAUGAGAACCGCAAGUUCUUGAAGAUAGAGUUUCCUCUGAACGUUCGCAGCCACGAGGCCACCUAUGAAAUUCAGUUUGGACACCUGCAAAGGCCCACUCACUUCAACACCUCGUGGGAUCAGGCUCGCUUUGAAGUUUGCGCCCAGAAAUGGGCUGACUUGUCAGAGCAUGGGUUUGGAGUGGCCGUACUGAAUGACUGCAAGUACGGCCACUCUACACUGGGCAACAUCAUGAGGCUCUCCUUGUUGCGAGCCCCCAAAGCUCCAGAUGCUACAGCCGAUAUGGGCACCCAUCAUUUCACCUAUGCCAUUAUGCCACACCAUGGGGCAUUUCAAGAAGCUGGAGUUAUACAUGAGAGCUACAAUCUGAACCACCCUCUUUCGGUUACCAGCUCCACACUUUUUGGUGAUCCAGUGUCAUUUUUCACCACUGACAAUCCAGCAAUAAUCCUGGAGACAGUGAAAACAGUGGAGUUAGUAAGCUCUACUAAGGCUAUUGUAGUAAGGCUGUAUGAGGCCUUUGGGAGUCAGACAAGUACCACUCUCACUAGCACACUGCCCUUCAAAGCUUCUCAGAGGUGCAAUUUGCUGGAGGACGGCACAGGAGCAUUGGAGGCCUGGUCUGGGGAACUCAGCAUCGACUUUGAACCCUUUAAAAUUGUGAAUAUUCUUCUCUACUUUUAAUCAGUUUGGAGAGAUUAAAUUGGGAUUUUGACAAAGGUUACAAUUGAAAAAUAGUCAGCGUAAGAGACCGCAAAAGAUGGAGGGAACAGCAGAAUACUCGAUAGAAUAUUGCCUCAAUGAAUAGAACUUUCUCUUCUUCACCACGCAAUGUAU